AUGACCGUCAACUACUCUCUGGACGCCGCCACUGCCAGUGCCUGGGCAGUACUCGUAGUAAUAUUUCUGUGGAGAGGAAGUUUAUGGAAACUGAUUUGGAGAGAAAUGCUUGGAUGGACAAUUCUAAUGGCUCUGUUGUCUUGCAUUUAUGUUUAUGGAUUGAAGGGCACCGAAUCCGAGCGAUAUUUCCAAGUGUUGUUCAAUUUGACGGAGGGAGUACCAACCGAUGGAACACUGAUGUUUCUAAUGUCUUAUAUGACUCAUAAUAGUUUGACAAGAUGGUCUGAAACAUACAAAUGCUUAGGAUGGCCCGAGAAUGUGGCGCUUCUCUACAAGCAGUAUUUCAAUAAGAAUGCGAUGUCAAAACACGAGGGACGCCUGAUGAAUCAAACUAUGGCUCGUUAUUUGACAGUUUUCUAUAUUUUAUUGUUUCGAGAUGUGUGUUCAGAUGUCAGAGAGAUGUUCCCCGCACUUGACGAUAUGAUUCAUCCGGGCAUUUUGACGGCAGAAGAAGUGAACAUCCUCCAGAGUAGUCGACUCGACAGAGGUUCUCCUCACUAUUGGGUUCCAAUUGAUUGGAUUGUGAACUUGGUGAAAAGAAAAUAUCGAUCACCAUACAUUUAUGACAAAAAUGGGCGAAGACGGAAGAAUCCGAAGGAGAGUAUUAUGAGUGAAGUGGAGUACGCGAAGUUUAUAUGUGAACUCAACAAAUUGCGUGGAAAACUCGGUGACGUUUUAUCCUACGAUUGGGUGCCUCUUCCCAUGGCUCUAUUACAAAGUCUGACGAUAUUUGUGUACAGUACCCUGACAGUCAAUUGCUUUCAAAUGCAGGCAAGAAUUAUCACCAGCGGCAAAUCAGGACUAUGGGAAAUGUUUGUGGAGUGCCUGAGUACACUUCCUUUCAGUAUGCUGCAUUUGUCAUUUCUACGUAUUAGUCAAGUGAUUAUCAACCCGUUUGGAAGAGAUGAUGAUGAUUUUGAGACCCAAUACCUAAUCGACAGACAUAUCAAAGUUCUCAAUGAGAUUUUGGUUCCGGAGGAGUCGAGGAAGCAGAAGUAG
Molecule: messenger RNA, 1059 nt
Organism: Caenorhabditis remanei
Lineage: Eukaryota; Metazoa; Nematoda; Chromadorea; Rhabditida; Rhabditidae
Exons: 9
Coding region: 1-1059 (352 amino acids)
Molecular function (GO): chloride channel activity
Source: RefSeq, a predicted model, not a curated record